UUGGCUCGCGAGAGCCUCAACAGCGAGCGGCGAGAGACGAGGAGGGGAGGAUUAGACGGCAGGAGUAGCACCGACAACAAUAACAACAUCAGCAACGGAGACACGCAGACAAAGAGUAGAAUACCAAUUGCAACAAUAGCGACAAUAUUAAGCAUUACAGUCAUCAUUGCCAGCACCACCACCACCAUCGCCUUCAUCACAGCAAACACCACCACUUUUUACCAUUUGCCCAGUGAUGAUAUUAUUAUAUUAAUCUUGGGCUCGUUCGUGUAAGCGAGUGGCUUGUCCAGCCGUUACUGUAAAUCGUCACCAUCGCCUUCAUUAACCCCGUGUAUAUUUAACGACGGUGAUGAUUUCUUCCGUUCGUGAGAGAUAGCCACCCGUGCAUUCAUUCACUGCGCACGAUCGACAGUUUACAUAGACUGCACAACUUAACGCACACACACAUACAGACCAUUGUGGAUAAUCACCAUGGUUGUACAUCAAUUAGAAGACACCCACGAUUCGGAACGAAUAACAACGCAUCGGUGUUGCCAUAGCCUAAUAUAAGCGACGAUACUACACCGGCAUCGAUAAUAAUAUCGAUAUAUAAAGUCGGUGGAUGACACGGACAUCGACCGGACAACACAUCCCCGCCGCCGCUGUUAAAUCAUUCGAGGCGGAGUGUAGCAAGCACGAGGAUGUCUUCGUCUCCGCGGAGGCAGUCGUGCUACCUGUGCGACCUUCCCCGCAUGCCGUGGGCCAUGGUGUGGGACUUCACCGAGCCGGUGUGCCGAGGCUGCGUCAACUACGAAGGAGCCGACCGGGCCGAGCUGGUGAUCGGCACGGCCAGGAGAUUGCGACGUGCCCACGGACUCCCUGUCCCAGGACCUGAUCUCUCUCAUCACCACCACCACCAUCAACAACAUCAUCAGCAGCAGCAGCAGCAUCAUCAGCAGCACCAGCAGCAGCAACAUUCAAAAGCGGAGUCGCCCGAAGCUACGGCGGAUGGAGCGGAAGCAGCGGAAUCAGGACGAGAGGAUACGCGGAGCAGCAGCAGCAGCCUUCAUCAUCAGCAGCAGCAGCAUCACCAGCAUGCUCAGCAGCAGCAUCGGCAGUCGCCAGCUAUGAUCAGCAGCAGCAAUUGCAGCUACGGCGAGGGACGUGGUGCCUUUGUGCUGCGCUAUCCCAGCGUGGAGCGCGGUGGUGCGGGUGGUGGCACGACCACCACCACCACAGCCCACCCACGCCAACACCCGCUGCACGGAGCCAUGCCUCUGGCGCUGUCUGGAUCUGUCGCCUGCUCUUCGUCGACCUCGUCUUCCUCCGUGCCCUCCCCGCACGCACACGGGCGAGCUUUCAGCCACGCUGCGGCCGAGAUGGAGGACUCUUCACCCCCGAGGGACUCCAGCUUAGAUCAGUCGAGGAGACAUCUCCUGCACGCGGCGAACUCGACCAACAGCGGCAGCAGCAACUGCGGUAUCAACUCUUCGAGCGCAGCCGCCACCACCAUCACCACCACCACCACUUCCCCCUCCUCCUCAUCGACUAUCCUCUCUGCACAAGCUCCAAGCGGAAGCAACGGCUCUCGCUCAUGCUACUCGCUGAUGAUCAGACGAACCGGCUCUCAAGGCCAGUCUCACUACAACACGACCACCUCCGCCAGCAGCAGUGGCGGUGGUGGCGGUAACGCUUUGGGAAACAGCAGCAGCAGCGCCGGCAGCGUUGGCAUCAACCCGGAGAUGCUUGUGAUCGGCGCACAGGAGAGGACAUCGGCCAGGGACAGGCAGAGGAACGCCGAGGUGAUGGCCGAGCUCUGCGAGAGCUUGCGCAACCGCGCCGAGAGUUGGGCGAGCAAGCCGGCCACGGUGCGAGACACCUUGAUGGCGCUGUCUCGGAGCUCGCCGUUCGAGGUGCGCUUCAAGAAGGACCACUCGCUCGUGGGCAGGGUCUUCGCCUUCGACGCCACCGCCAAGCCGGGCACGGAGUACGAGCUCAAGAUCUACAUCGAGUACCCAAGCGGCUCGGCCAACGUGUACUCGAGCGCGUCCGGCGUGGCCAAGCAGAUGUAUCAGGACAGCACCAAGGACUUUGGACGGGGCCUCUCCUCGGGCUUCAAGUACCUAGAGUACGAGAGGAAGCACGGCAGCGGCGACUGGAGGCUGCUCGGAGACGUUCUGCCCGAGUCGGUGAGGUUCUUCAAGGAGAUGGUGGCCGGUGACCUCUUGCCGCUGCCCUUCCUGGACAGCAGGUGGCCCGUGCUGCCCUCGGCCCUCUGCGAGCACCCGCGGUCGAUGUCCGCUCCGGGUAGGGGCGCCGGCUCACGCAAGCGCAAGUCGUCCGUCCACCUCCACCUCAGCAGAGACGGCAAGAUGCAGGCGGGCGGAGACGACCAUCAGCAGCAGCAGCAGCGACUGCGGCAGCACUGGCUGAUGCAGCCUCAAGCUGACGUCCUCGUCAAGGUGCACGGGUGCAGGACGUCCGGUUCUGGCUCGGCAGGGUUUGGGCAGCAGCCGCCGCCGCCGCCGCCCUCAUCAACAUCGUCAUCCUCAUCCCCGCGGCCGAACUGCUCGCCGGAAGUCACCGCGUGCAGCAACCUCACGGCCACCACCACCACCACGAGCACCACCACGAGCACGGGCGCGCUGAACUCGUUCGCUCAGCCCACGAUGGAAGACGACGACGAUCCCUCGUCGACGCACUCGCAGCAACACGCGGCGUCCACGCGCCCUCAGGGGGCCGGCUCGGAGGCCGAAUCCGGAGGCCCUCUGCUCAUCAUCUCGCCACCGGCCUGGCGAGGCUCCUCCCUGCGCAAUGGGGACCAGAGUUCGCCGACCCCCGACGUCGCGUCCCAGGUGUCGCUGCACGGAACGGAUCCGUCGGCGCUCACCCCGACCUCCGCUACGGCCUCGGCGGGUGCCACGGGCCCCUUGCACUGCGCGCUGUGUCAGGAACGGCUGGAGGACACCCACUUUGUCCAGUGUCCCUCCGUGGCCGCGCAUCGCUUCUGCUUCCCUUGCUCUCGGGGGAGCAUCAGGUCCCAGGGGGCGUGCGGCGAGGUGUACUGCCCCAGCGGGGAGCGCUGCCCAUUGCUGGGAUCGAGCGUGCCGUGGGCCUUCAUGCAAGGGGAGAUUGCCACCAUCCUCGCCGGCGAUGUGAAGGUGGAAAAGGAGAGAGACUGAAGAUUGAAUAUUGAAACGUUUUGCUCCUUUGCGCGCGCGGAUGACUGGUUUAUUAAAAAGCGACGUGUGAUAAUGUACAGCCCACAUUUGUCAAUCAAUUGCUGGAUUAAGCCCCCCACCACCUCAUGCUGUAUUGGUUGUGCGGGGUUACUUGAUCAUACUUCACCACGCUGGUCAGUGGGGGUCGUCGGGAGUGCGGGUUGCAGACAAUGUACAGCCGUUCGUCAAACUGUUUCUGGACGCAGACUUCUCCCCACUCUGUAUCGGUUGUCGGGAUUGUUUAACCGUACAUCAUCAUGCUGAUCACUGCCGGUUGGUGAAUAUUGGGGGAUGUGGAUCCAAGACCGAUUUCGGAUAUCGGUCAGGUCGCUGGAUUCACAGUGCAAUGUGAUAACCGCUGAGCCACUUCUCCACCACCUCGCCGACAAGUCCAAUAUCCAUGUCUGUGUAAGUCAUACCAUCGGCUUUGGGCUCAGUUGAACCCAUAUCUGGGUUAUUGAUAUCACGCGCUCGCUUUGUGCAGCUUUGCUAAGGCUUACUUCGUGAGAAGGUAAAACCAUGUUUUUUGUUUUGUAAAAGUCAAGGUUUGUUUCCCUACUCAAAACGGAUGAUAGGGAGGGGGGGUCAGCCCGUGGCUCAGUUUGCGGGCAGCAGUGGCUCGGUGGUUUGAAACGCAUGGAGGUGAAACGCUCCCUCGGUUGGCAACGAGACUGUGUGUGGACGCUGGGGGGAAGUUCGCCUAAGCAAUUGCAACAAAUGGCCACAGACAUCAAGGAGAUUUUGGGGGAAGAAAAAAAACCGUGUAAAGUCCCCCCAGCGUCCACCCAGUUGUAUACACACGACGCAAUGGCGCAUUUAUGUAUUCAUGUUUGUUUAAAGGCAGUGCUAAUUAGGAAUGCGGUGAUGGGGUUUUUGUUGUUUGUUCAUUUGUGCUUGAGCACCACUGCCAACGCAGUCACUUCAAAUCAUUUUUGUUUAUUCCCCCGUGUCUAGUAAUGCAGUUAUCAGAAUCAGUCGGUAUAUUGGAGGAAUCCGAUGAGCUGUUAAGCUCUUUUUCGACGGAUGCCCAGUUAUGGGCAGGUUCAACCCCGACCCUGUGACUGAGGUAUUCCCCCAGAUCAUAAGAGUCGUAUAAUGCGUUUCUUUAAAUUGCGCAAGGUCGUACGAAUUCGGGGAAAGAGACGAUCGGAGGAUAUUCCAAAGCAAAGCAGAUAUCGGUGAACAAGAGCUUCAUGGCUCAUCGGAUUCCUCCAGGAUAAACACAGAUUCUGAGAAGCAGAACGAGCAGAGGUGUGACCUGCAGGGUGAUGGUGGUGGUGGUUGAACGCAGUGUGGAUGAGACGAAACAGUCCGGCUGACAGACCGAGUCCUCAACGUGGGUGGAGGAAUCAAGGUGCGAAGUUCGCGUGAACCGCACCCACGGUAGUAGCCAUAGAAGCGUUACUGACAAGGGGGGUGGGAGAGACUGGCGUCGAUGAGUGUGACGAGAGUGCAGCAGUGAGUGCCGACUCGGGCCAGACGAGAGCGAGAGUCGUGGGUCGGGGUAGAGUUGGGCGCAUCCAGGAAUUCAUGGACUCACCCUGCUGGUCCCUUGCUCCCCAUGCCGUACUCGUGUCAGCGUGCUGGGUGACGAGAGGUGACACGUGCUGGCCACGCUAAUUGACAAUGCGAUAUGAGACAGCGGCGUAGCUUGCUUGGUAGGCAAUAGGUCCUGGUGCCAGGAUUUAAAUGACCCCCCCCCCCCACCACACACCCCACAUCACUUUUUUCACCCAGAACCUGGACCCCCCCCCCCCCCCACACCGGCACGUGAGUUCCCGGUGCAGUUGCACCGCCGGCGCACUCAACAGCUAACGCCGCUGUAGCUGCAUGUACGUGUGUGUGUUGGACUUCUUUCGCACCGUACGUAGGCAACCGUGCUGAUCGUCGGUGCGAAAUUUCACUUCAUGCAAAUCUAUGUACUCUCGAUGAUACUCAAUUUCACACACAGAGACAAAGCUCUCUCCCCUGUAGCCUCCAAUAGGCUGUUGGGGCAAGUGCUGUUGCCGAGCACUUACGAAGGCUGAUACGACAGAGGAGGGGGUGGGUGUCCAGAACCACGUCCGCGGCCGCCUUUGUCUCCAUCGUGGCGAUGUUUACACAUCGCACCAGGUACUCGCUUGAGGCUGAGUCGACCUAGGGGAGGCCCACGAGCGGCUCACCGCUCCCCAUAAUUCCAUGCAGACACAACGAAGACGACAUCCUCACGCGCGCUCAAUUGUAAAGUGGCACUUUACCUGUCCCCCUCCCCACCCCCAAAAUGUGAGCGAUAUAACGGUAUAUAUGGUGCUUCAUGUACACACGUAUUCAUAAAGGCUGCAGUGCCCUACUUACAACGUUGUAGUGUACAAAAUAUAUAUAUAUAAACCGAGUUGGGGAAAACAAAGUAUGUGUGUGAUAUGUAAGUGCAUUGGGAAAAUGUUCACAAACCACGUGGCGGUAUUGAAAUACAUACACGGGAGCUUUGUGUCUGUGAUCAUUCAAAUGGGCUGGCUCUAAUUAACGUUCUUAUGCUAAUGUUGUUAAUUAUUUAAAUUAAUUACCCGUGUCUGUCGGGUUAUAGUGAUUCGUCACCUCGCCAGCACUUCCACGAAACGUUUGCGAUUUGUUUCAAGAAUCGAUUCGGGUUUGUUUUUUUCCUCCCUCCAUGAACAUUGUGGGCGAAUGUAGCGGCCCCUAGUGGCUGGAGAGGAUCACUUGAACCCAAUAAAUACCAAUGUAUACGAAUCGAAAAAAAACAUCGAUUACUGCACAAGAGAUACGACAUAUGGUGAAAUCGAUAGUUAUCGAUGGAUUGCGUAAAGUAUUUACACCCACCACUGUUCCGUUACUUUUACGAAUACAUCAACAGACGUGCUCACGAUUGAGUGCAGUGUACAAUACAGCCCUUUUGUUGUCAAUCCACUGCGGGAUGAGAGUCUCUCCACGCCGUUGUCGGUCGUGGCACUUAGUUCGACCACACUUCACCGCCGCUUGGAGCGCAGUUCGAGUCGACAAAACAGCUGGGACCCAGGACGGGUUCAGGUAGCGCUUGCCAGCUGAUGAUGUUUAGCCGUGGCAGGGAAUCCAACUCGGGUUUCGAAGGGAUCGUGUACCGCAGGAGCGAUAACUACCGCAGUACGUAUUAAAUAAUCGAAUGCACUCGUGAGAACAACCUUCACAACGUGGACAAACAGGCGCGUCUCGCUUAACGAGCGUUCGUUGUUUUACGAGAAUUCGCCAUUACGAGCAAUUUUCGCGGAACGCAUCUCGCCCGUUGAACGAGACGCGCCUGUGCGGAAUUGUGUUUCGUAUGGGUUGCGCGCACCGUGAUGUCUGUGGCGAGUUGAUGGGACUUGAUUUACGGUCCCAUUGUUGUACAUUUCUGCACGAAUCAUCACAACACACGCAUUUGCUAAAUGACGUCGACGUGUCGCUGUUUUAUUUGAUGGAUCUUACGAACGAAUGACUGUUAAGCCGAGCGAUUCUCAUGUUUGUACAAUACCUUGUUUUUAUUUGUAGCGGUCGCCAAUGUUGUGUUUUGUUAUUUUAAAUUGUCAGUGUGUGUGUGUGUCUUGAGAGUUAAAUUUGAUAUGUUGUUUUUGUUCAUGAUUUCAGAAGCAUUGCUGUUUACACGUUUUCUCCUUUUAACGACGAUGUUUGGUG
This is a messenger RNA of Lethenteron reissneri (Far Eastern brook lamprey), 6845 nucleotides long. RefSeq names its product interferon regulatory factor 2-binding protein-like B. Gene Ontology annotation, biological process: regulation of transcription by RNA polymerase II. The record is from RefSeq and is a predicted model, not a curated record. Gene Ontology annotation, molecular function: transcription corepressor activity. Gene Ontology annotation, cellular component: nucleus. Lineage: Eukaryota; Metazoa; Chordata; Hyperoartia; Petromyzontiformes; Petromyzontidae.